GCGCCUCCCCCUCCAGCCCCCCCCCCCUGCCGAAGGCAGAGCCGGCGGCCCGAAGGCCUUCCCUUGCCCGCCUGUGGAGGAGCGGAAAGAGCGGCCGCUCUGCGGAGCCGGGGGACGAGCGGCACUUUCGGGCCGAGGAUCCGGGUCGGGUUUGUGCCGCCCCCGAAGAGCAUCCCGGUCGGAACAAGCGCCAGGCUAGGCUGACUGCACGUCUGGUGCUUGGCGGCCUUUGCGGGGACUUGGGGGUUUGUGCCCAUCUUCGGCAGGACUUGCCUGGGGGACCCUCUGACUCUGCAGCCGGGCGGCCUGAGUGGAGAGAAGCCUCAGGAUCAAGGAAGGGCAGCCCUUCUGUUCCCCAGUGCGCUAGGCACCCGGGAUCCCCGAGAGCAGCUGUGGAGCCGAAAGCUGAGAAAGCCAUGUGAACAUUCUUAGGCAAUCUGUCGCUUCCUUUGAAAGAAAGGGGACUGAUCCUAAGGCUCCUUUGAGUUUUCUUCUGUUUCCAUCAAUGGUCCUUGCAAUGAGUAUUUUUCUGAUUGUAAUGUAGCCCACCAGCAACUGAGCAGACUGUUCUUUCCAGGCUGGUGAUCACAGAUCCUAACUUCCGAUCUUCCUGACUUCAAAUAAAGAGCUCCCAGGCCUGCAGUAAUAGGCACCGUGAUUUCAGAAUUCAGAAAUUCUGUUUCAGAAUUGAGUGAACUCCAGAUAGCGGUGAAGAAAGCAAGAUAUUUCAAUUCAGGGACUCUGGUGGGGGAGACAGAUCUUGAACUAUGGCCCUGGUUCCUUCAGAGGCUUUCUGGAAGAAGGACAAGGGGCUGGGACCACAAGGUGACCACCGGGAUGUCUGGCCUGCUUUGGUCUGAUGUGUCUCAAAGCAUGUCAGAAACCUGGUCACAGCAGCCGCCACCCCCCCAGCAGCCCCCGCAUCACGGGGCCACGGCCACCCUUCCAGAGCACCCCAUUCCGCCCAGUGCAGUGACCGAGAACCCUUUGGGCUGUGCCGUCUAUGGUAUCCUCCUGCAGCCGGAGCCCAGCGGGUUGCAGCACCCACCCAUCUCUGCCAGCGGCGGUGGGGAGGCCUCUCCCAAAUGUGGGGUUUGUGGGCACGACCUGUCUCACCUCUCCAACCCCCAGGAGCAUCAAUGCCUACAAGGUGGCCACGACCGUUCCUUCCAGUGCACUCAGUGCCUGAAGAUUUUUCAUCAGGCCACGGACCUCCUGGAGCACCAGUGCCUGCAGGUGGAACAGAAGCCCUUUGUCUGUGGUGUCUGCAAGAUGGGCUUCUCCCUGCUCACUUCGCUGGCCCAACACCACAGUGUCCAUAAUGGCAACACGGCUGUCAAGUGCUCCAUCUGUGAAAAGACCUACAAGGCGGCCGCAGCGGCAGUGGCAGCUCCCGAGGAACCUGCCCCACCACAGCAGCCAGCGGCCCUGAACCGGACCCCCGCGGAGAAGCCGUACAGCUGCUCUAUCUGCCAGAAGCCCUUCAAGCACCUCUCGGAGCUGUCACGACAUGAGCGGGUGCACACUGGGGAGAAGCCCUACAAAUGCAGCCUGUGCGACAAGAGCUUCAGCCAGUCCUCGCACCUGGUGCAUCACAAGCGUACCCACAGCGCUGAACGGCCCUACAAAUGCACCGUGUGUGAGAAGGCCUUUAAGCACCGCUCCCACUUGGUGCGCCACAUGUACGCCCACUCGGGCGAGGCCCACCUCUUCCGCUGCAAUGUCUGCGAGUUGCACUUCAAAGAGUCCUCAGAGCUGCUGCAGCACCCCUGCACGCCCAGCGGUGAGCGGCCCUUCCGUUGUGCGGCUUGCCACAAGGCCUUCCGGCGGCCCUCGGACCUCCGGCAGCAUGAGCGCACCCACAGCACGGAGCGUCCCUUUCAGUGCGACCUUUGCCAGAUGAGCUUCAAGCAACAGUAUGCGCUCAUGCGUCACCGCCGCACUCACAAGGCUGUGGUCCCUGCCCCGUCUUCAGAGCAGGAAGCCGCCCCGCUGCCUUUCAAGUGCUCCCUGUGUGAAAAAGGCUUUGUGCAGCCAGCCCACCUGCUCUACCACCAACACGUCCACGGCAUCGAGAACCUCUUCAAGUGCAACGCCUGCCAGAAAGGCUUCAGUCAGUCCUCUGAGUUGCUGCGCCACCGCUGUGUGCAGAGUGCUGAGCGGCCUUUCAAAUGCACGGCCUGCAGCAAGGCCUACAAGCGUGCCUCCGCCUUGCAGAAGCACCAGCUGGCUUCCCACUGUGCCGAGAAGCCCCUCCGCUGCACCCUGUGUGAACGGCGCUUCUUCUCCUCCUCAGAGUUUGUGCAGCACCGCUGUGAUCCUGCCCGCGAACGGCCCCUGAAGUGCCCGGACUGCCAGAAGCGCUUCAAGUAUGCCUCCGACCUGCAGCGCCACCGGCGUGUCCACACGGGAGAAAAGCCGUACAAGUGCCCCUCUUGCGAGAAGGCCUUCAAACAGAGGGAGCACCUGAACAAGCACCACGGGGUCCACACCCGAGAGCAGCACUACAAGUGCAUGUGGUGUGGCGAGCGCUUCCUGGACCUGGGCUUGCUGCAGGAGCACAGCGCGCAGCACACCUCCACAGAAGGCACUUACACGGUGGCUCCCUGCCUGCCCUGAGCAGCUCCUCUGCCAAGCACAGCUCUAGGGCCCUUCUGCAGCUGGUCCCUGCCUGCCAGAAGAGAGCCCUUCGAUGGGCAAACCUGACAGAGUAAACUAAGCCACAGGAGCGAAGGGGCCGUGCCGUGCCAAGGCUGUGUCUAGCUUUGGAAAGACUGGGUCGUCAAGCCUGCCAAGCUCUGGCCUCUCCCUGCCGUGAUUCCACUGUUUGCGAAGCGAAGGGCUGUCUCUGGAGUGAAGCCUCUGCUGUUUGUGAACGAUGGAGCAGGACUCUGAGAGCGGCUGAGAAGAAGGGCUCGGGAGGCAUGCACGCCAGGCUGAAAUGCCUCCUCUUACUCAUUGCCAUGGUUUCUCCAUGCAGGUGCUUCAGCCGGCAGCCCUUAGGUGGUUGUUUUGGCUUCAGUAGUGUACAACCAUCAGGACUGAAUUUCCUCCACUCCAGCCAUUGGAAAUGCAGCAGGAAGGGCAUGGAGAAAAACUCGAUUUAUCUAUUUAAACGUAUUAUAAAGCUAGAGCAGACACCCCCCCCCCCCCAGCCGCCUCCUUCUACCCCUUCCUUGUGUUAUAAAUAGAUAGGCUUCUCUGUGUAACCUCUGAGAAAUGUUAACAUGCAAGACAUGCAACUGAAGACCUUGGACAGAAAACAUUAAAACUGCACUGAUCUGUC
This is a messenger RNA of Pantherophis guttatus, 3286 nucleotides long. It is a transcript of the gene ZNF319, whose product is annotated as zinc finger protein 319. Gene Ontology annotation, cellular component: nucleus. Gene Ontology annotation, molecular function: DNA-binding transcription factor activity, RNA polymerase II-specific; RNA polymerase II transcription regulatory region sequence-specific DNA binding. NCBI's taxonomy places the organism in Eukaryota, Metazoa, Chordata, Lepidosauria, Squamata, Colubridae. The record is from RefSeq and is a predicted model, not a curated record. Gene Ontology annotation, biological process: regulation of transcription by RNA polymerase II.